AAAGUCUCCAUAUUGAGUGCAACCUCAGAGUCCAUUAAUUAUAUUACAUUAGAGAUGUGGCUCAGGAUUGGCUCAGCGCUUCACAUUACAAAGUCCUGGUUUCUGAGUUGUGGCCUCUGGGGGGCGACAGAGAGCCCCAUUUCUGUAAAAACAACAUCUCACCUUCUUUCUUUAGUCCAAGUGCUGGAGCACGUUUGAGUGACCAUGGAGUGCGUUUGCUGUCAUGUAGUUGAGCGUUAACACGGCGUGAAUAUCAGAAGAGGGGGGACUUUAGCGUGGAAACGAGGAGCCACAGUCGAACCAUGGCUGCACGGGAGGAAGGAGAGGUUUUGCACAGUAAAAUAAGGCACCACGACGGAGCUGGAAGUGUAAACAGCUCAGAGGGCUUCAGGAACGGCUAUGUGAAGAGCUGCGUCACCCCUCUUAAACAGGACCAUCAGAGGGGAUUUUUCUUUAAUGUUUGCAGGUUUUGCAACGAAGACAUACUCAGUUCAAAACUGUUGAAGGUCUCUGCCCUGUACGUAGGUGCGUUUGUAAUCUUCGCGGUCUCUUUUCUCAUUUCUAGGAGCUUGCAAAGUGACUCGCUGUGGGAUUUGCAGACUUUUUUGUCGGGUUUCUCCCAGUCCAUCAGUCCUUUAUUCAGCAUAGGAUGUGCUUUCUUCUUUUUGACGUUUUACCUGAGGAGGAGAAAGAAAGAGGGCAAUAAAUGUUGGCUCUUGUCACUGCCAGCAUCGUGUUACCUCGGGGAUUUUUUGGUUUUGCGGUUUUUGCAAUGGGGAGAGGACCAACACCAGAUGCAAAUGGUGGGCAGGUUGUUAUUCGUGCUGGGAUGUGUGGGUCUGCUCACACUCAUCCCCACUCUGAAACUCAAACACAGUGUUCUUAUACUGGUUUUCGCCAGCGUUGUGUGGCUUGUUUCUUUUACAAGUUUGAGCGGUCUGCCUGCUCUGCUCAGACCGCUCUUCGCCUGCUUUGCGGGGGUUUGUGGCUCCCUGUUGGGGCUCUGUUUUGACCGUUACUACCCGACGAGGGAAGCACCGAGUGGGAUUUCCAGCGCGGAGGAAAAGGUCCCUGUGAUCAGACCUCGGAGAAGGUCCAGCUGUGUUUCACUUGGGGAAACGUCGACCAGCUAUUAUGGCAGUUGUAAAAUGCCUCGCAGACCUUCUUUACCCUGUAUAUCCAGAGAACAGGUGCACCGAGGAGUUCUUGGCCACUGGUGGUGCUGCUGCAGAGAAAUGCUGCUGAUGCUAACAUUGGUUCCUUACAUGGCCAGCCAUACACACAAUAUUUACUUGAACUCUUUACUGCCAAGAGUUUUAAUUAUGAUCCUGUGGGACUGGGAUCUCAAACACUGGUACAAACCUCAGUAUCAGGGUGCUGUGACGGGCAAUGGCGUAGACCUCUCAGUCAUCAACGAGGCCAGGAACCUGGUGUCAGACCUGCUCAUGGACUCGUCUCUGUCUCCACAUACCAUCUCGGCUCUGCGCAGCAUCUCCAGUCUCAUGGGGACGUUUUCAGGCUCAUGUCGCCCCAGGGUCAAUCCCUUCACCCCUUUCCCAGGUUUCUACCCAUGUGACGAGGUGGAGGACUCUGUGGAGAGGGGAGAAAGAAAAACUAUUAAGGGUUUGAGCAGCAGAAACAGCCUCCCUACACCUCAGCCCAGACGGAGCUCCACGUCCUCCUCCUGCUCUGGACUCCCUCCUCUUGACUCCGCCUCCUCACGCUGGGAACGCAACAAUGGCAAGAGACCCCACACGGACCUCAACUUAACCAGCCCAGGUCUGCUCAAUGGGCCCAAUGCAAACCUGCUCACCAUUCCUAAACAGAGGUCUUCCUCUGUCACCCUCACCUACCAUGCAGGGCCCAGGAGAGCCGGCACAUCUCCAAGCUUGAGCCCCGUUACCUCACCCAUCCAUGGCCCUCUUGGAGUUGGUGCAGGUUCCUCAUCAUCCCUAGUCACACGACCUCCUGUAGAAUUUCCAGACACGGCUGACUUCCUGACAAAACCCAGCGUCAACCUGAACCUGCACAAGCCUCUGGGCUACACCCUCAGCUCACCUGAUUUCCAGCAGUCCUUGCGUAGCUCCACCUUCCCUCUCUGCACCAGCUGUGGCCGACAGAUGCUAAAGGGAGUUUCCAGUGGUGAUACCGGAGACGCUUAUCAACCAUUCUCCAGUGAGGUUCAGCGCAGACGCUCAGCAGGUGAAGGGCUGGAAUUCACUGGAGAGCCUCUGAUCAGGGAGGAGAGCGUGGAGGCGGACGUGUCUGUGGACAAGACACCAGACUCUGCAGGGAACCAGGGCCAGGCAGAGGAGGAGCAGGAGAAGAGCCCUAGCACAGAGCAGCAGACUCAGGAAUCAGAGGGUGAGCAGGAGUUCCGACUAGAUCCAAUGCUGGAGGACCAUGAGGCUGUCAUGGAGAGGCUGAACACCUGGAACUUUCAGAUCUUCGACUUGGUGGACAGAACAGGAGGGAAGACAGGAAGGAUACUCAGCUAUGUGACAUACACGCUUUUCCAGGACACAAGUUUGUUUGAGAUUUUCAAGAUCCCUGUCAGGGAGUUCAUGACAUAUUUCUGUGCUCUGGAAAAUGGCUACAGGGACAUCCCCUAUCAUAAUCGAGUCCAUGCUGCUGAUGUGCUCCAUGCUGUUUGGUACCUGACCACUCAACAAAUCCCCGGGUUCCAGCAGAUUCACAGCGAGCAUGUGACAGGAAGUGACACAGACUCAGAUAGUGGGAUUUCCCCGGGCAGGAUAUCCUACGCGUCCUCCAAAAGCUCCUCGAUUUCUGAUGACAGCUACGGCUGCCUGGCCUGGAACAUACCGGCCCUCGAGCUCAUGGCCCUUUAUGUAGCAGCUGCAAUGCACGACUAUGACCAUCCCGGUCGCACAAAUGCCUUUCUAGUAGCCACUAAUGCACCUCAGGCAGUACUGUACAAUGACAGGUCGGUGCUGGAGAAUCAUCAUGCUGCGUCAGCCUGGAGCCUCUACCUGUCCCGGCCCGAGUUCAACUUCCUGGUCAACCUGGACCAUGUGGAGUUCAAGCGUUUUCGCUUCCUUGUCAUCGAGGCCAUACUGGCCACAGACCUCAAGAAGCACUUUGACUUCCUGGCAGAGUUCAACUCUAAGGUGAAUGAUGUGAACAGUCCAGGAAUUGAUUGGACCAAUGAAAAUGACAGACUGCUGGUGUGCCAAGUCUGCAUCAAGCUGGCAGACAUAAAUGGACCGGCCAAAGUCCGAGACCUGCACCUCAAGUGGACAGAAGGCAUAGUCAAUGAGUUUUAUGAGCAGGGAGAUGAGGAGGCUCGUUUAGGAUUACCCAUCAGCCCCUUCAUGGACCGCUCCUCCCCACAGCUGGCGAAGCUGCAGGAGUCCUUCAUCACUCAUAUCGUAGGACCACUCUGUAACUCAUACGAUGCUGCUGGCCUUCUUCCGGGCCACUGGAUUAAGGAAGAAGGAUCAGAUGAGGAUGAAGAGGAGGGGCAGGUUGACUCGGAUGAUACAGAUGAAGAUGAAGAUGAGGAUGAUGAGCUGGAGGACGAGCUGGCACCAAAAAGGAGAAAGAAGCGACGCCGGUUGUUCUGCAGCAUCAUGCAGCAUCUGACAGAGAACCACAAGGUGUGGAAGAAGACUAUCGAGGAAGAGGAAAAAAGCAGCAAAGAGCUCGGCAAACAGCAGCAGUCUGACAGCUUGCCAGCCAGCCUGCCCACCUCCCCGUCAGACGACAUCCAGGUGAUCCAGGAGGAGGAGGAGGGGGAGGAGCGGCAGUAGCAGGAGAAGGAAGGAAAGAGCAGAAAGAGACGUGUGAAAAAAGAAGAGGAAAGGCGGUUUAAAGACAAGAGUCCCUUGACCACCUGCCUUUUAACACAAAUUUAUUGCAUACAGAUGACAAAUGCACAUAAACACACUUUGGUCCCUCUUUUUAUCUCUUACAGAUUCAAACACAUUGAAAGAUUCACUGUGCAGACACUCAGAUGCUUUCGCAGUCUCGUUGUUUUUUUCGGAGAAACAUAAAGGCCUUACUACUGUGAGCGGAUCCUUGCUGCAUCAGUGGGAGCCCAACUCCUAUGCACUUUCACCCCGUGGAGAACGGAGUGCACGCAGUCAAAGAGAAAAAGAAGCACCUGAACUGAGAAGGAAAGGUGCAGAAGAAAGAAAGAGAGUGGACGGGGUCCGACAUUUAUGUACCCUCCUCGGUGACGUGGCUGUGAUGCUGCCUUGAAUGCAAAGCGCUUACACCUCCCUUUUAGGUACAAAACAAUUUCUGUCUAUUUAAAAACAAACAAAAAAAAAAAGAGGUAGACGAUAAGUAAUGAAGCAAGCGACAUGAAGUGAUUGAUAACCCUUUACCAAAGUGAACAGUUCAAACAUGGAAAGACAAGAGACUGAGACUGUUUUCAGCCUCAAUGUCAGGUAUAUUUUUGGAUUAUAUAUACACACAUAUGUAUCAAAUGUGCCUGUCUGAACCAUUACUGAGUCUAUAUAGGCCCAGAGCCUAGGCUUGUGUAGUUUUCUCUCCUUGCUGGCGACACGAAACACUGUAUAAGACUCAGUCACAGAGACAAUAUUGAGAUGUUGACUGAUUAAUAGCAUUAUAUUUGCAUCAUUUUUGAUGCUUUUACUCAUGUGUACCACCCAUUUUUCCUUUCCUUUAACUCUCCUCGCUUCAUUUUAAUGAGUGUGUGAAUAUUUUUAUGGGCAGAAAUGUGAUAGAGAGAAUGAGUAGGGAGAAAGAGAGCACAUUUUUUAAUUAUUUUAGGAUGUAAUUUGUGUGUAUGUCUGCGUGUCCUCUCAGUAAUGGUUGGCUUCUAAUCAGCAGAAAUGUCCUCUGGUGUUUAACAUGUUGCAUUCAGAUCAGGAGUGCUGUUCCAAGUUUUCUUUUCUUUUUUCUUUUUUUUAAAAUUCUAAAUAUUUUUAAAGGUUACUCAGGAUAUCACGCAAAGUUGAAUAAUUAAUUUUUGCAAGAUUUUAUGUCAAUAUGAAAUACACUUUAAAGAAUAAGACAAUUAAAAUCUGGGUGACUGAAGCCGUUUGUAAUCUCUGCGUGAAUAAUGUGACUAUAAAACACUUUCAUGCAUUUUAAAUCUAUUGUGACAGAGGAGCAUACAGUAUGUGUCGUCUCAUGGCCAUUCAGACGCUGUUUGCAUAACCUUUUUACAACCUCACUGGAGAAAAGCUUAUAUUGAUGUCAGCAGACUGCAAAUGUCUCCUCUGCAGCCACUUUACAGACACGUUUGUGGUUCAAGUAACUUUUUUUUUUACAUGCAGUGCUUUUUCUCUUCAUCCAUCUUUCAGACAGCAGGUUUCUAGACAAAAUUUAAACCUCACUUAACUUUCUUUUUACUCUUUUUUUGUUUGAUUUUUGCCAAACCCAUAACUCGGCCAGUUUGUAAAGAAGGGAUCCAGGGUUUCAUUUCACUUUGCUUUUGUUUGUGUAUUAUGACGUGCCUCGAGGCAGGGUUAAAAACUACUACUUCUAUUUUUGUCUCUAAAAACUCUUAGCAUUCCACUAGAACUUUUAUUAAAGGGAAGACAGAGUUGUUGCCUCACUCAUUGAUCACCUUAUCAAAUCUUGAGAACAUAAGCAGUGUAAAUGAAGGGAGUAAUAUUUAAAAACCAACAAAAACAGAUACAGGUGUGCACAUUUUAAUACCAAACAAGUGUUUAGCCGCUGUACAAAAGAGUAUGUGCAUAUAAAUAUAUAUUUUUUAAUCAAAUGAAUGCAUCUGUUUUCUACACGCAGCUGUACAUUAAGAUCCUGUAUUUACCGUUUGUGUUUCCAGAGUUUUUAUCGACUUCUAUUUACAGCUGUAGAACUGUGGGGUUUGGUGUUCUGAUUUUCACAUGGUUUCAGUGUCUCCUUGUUCUGUAUCAUAACCACUCUUGUAUUCCUCAUUCUCUCUCUCUAUCACUGUUAUUUCACUCGAACCCAACUAGUGCCAAACUUUACCUACAUACAGUGGUCUCUGGGCUGUGAUCAGUGCGGAUUGGCUGCAUUUUUCUCUGGGCUCCGGUUCUGUUCAUGCAAAGACAAACACCUUGGGUCGAUAUGUAUUCCAGCGGGCUCAAAGUGUCAGCGACAGUGGAGAGAGUCAGAGUUGGACUCAGGUCAGAGCCAUAUACAUUCUGGCAGUCACUUUUUUCACAUGGACCCACACUGGAUCAUAACGCCUCAGUAGCUGCCGACCCGACAUGUUCUGGCUCAUUAACUUGUGAAAGUCUUUUGGCCAUCUUUCAAACCACAGUGUCCUCUGAUGAUUGUGCCAUAAAUACAUCUAUGAAUGGGUGUUACCCUUAUGUAGCAUCAAUAUACAUACGUAAGUUUGUCUAAUGUAACCAUUAACCCUUAUCUACAUUGUGGGGGCAACUGAUCUUUUUGUUGUUAUUUAUAGCUGUCAUAAAACACCAUCCCUAAAGUA
Cheilinus undulatus (humphead wrasse) is the source of this 6418-nucleotide messenger RNA. RefSeq names its product phosphodiesterase 3B (gene pde3b). Gene Ontology annotation, cellular component: membrane. Gene Ontology annotation, biological process: signal transduction. The transcript has 17 exons. The record is from RefSeq and is a predicted model, not a curated record. Gene Ontology annotation, molecular function: 3',5'-cyclic-AMP phosphodiesterase activity; protein kinase B binding. NCBI's taxonomy places the organism in Eukaryota, Metazoa, Chordata, Actinopteri, Labriformes, Labridae. Bases 303 to 3770 code for a protein of 1155 amino acids.